This is a messenger RNA of Fonticula alba, 7359 nucleotides long. RefSeq lists its product as hypothetical. The transcript has 5 exons. NCBI's taxonomy places the organism in Eukaryota, Rotosphaerida, Fonticulaceae. The coding region runs from base 1 to 7359 and encodes 2452 amino acids. The record is from RefSeq and is a predicted model, not a curated record.
AUGCUCUUCCCGCUGGUGUUGCUCCUGCUCCUGGUGGCCACCACAUCGCGAGGCGAGACGAUCCUCCUGCGCGAGGCCCGGUACCCUUUCACGCAGGGGUUCCUGCCGGAUUCCUUUUCCACUGGGCCCGGGUCUCCCUCCAUGGGUCACCGUCGGGUGGGCACCACCAAAAUCACCACCAUGACGCAGGAGAACUUUCAAAGCAGCGUCAACGAGUUCCGCUGGGGGGCUUUCUUCCUGGAUUCGACGCGGACCGCGAUCCGCGAGGGGCCCGGCGACCCGAGUGCCGCGUCCCUCUUGAUCCUCCCUCAGGGCAACAAUUUGUUGCCCCUCAUGGUGGAGACCACCCCGAGCACAGUCAAGUUCUUCACCUCGGCCGUCGCGCAUCCCUUCCCCAGCCCGAUGACCGACAUCCUGACCGGCACGGCCUUGCCCAAUGGCGAUGUCCUUCUCCUGGGGCUGGUCGGGCCUUCGGAUCAGGGGCGAUCGAUUUUCUUGGCCAAACUCACGGCAGCUGGUCUGGUGGACUUGGGUGCCAAUAUUGGCGAUGUGAUGGGCCCGGCCUUGGGCGCUCCUGGAGGCGGCUCCUCCCUCUACAUGGCCCAUGGGUCGCAAAUUCGCUAUAUGCACCUGGACGGGGCGGAUAGCGUGUCGUCCUAUCAGCAGGAAUUCCCCGCCAAUGUCCUGGGCAUGGUCACCACACGAGUCGUCUCCACCGACAGCCUGUGUCCCUUCCGAGCCGAUGUGGUGCUCCUGCUGGACAAUGGCAAGAUCCUCCUGGAGCCCUGCUUUGGCGGUGUGCCGUACAUGGAGCCGAUCGUGGGAGACAUGCCCAUCGCGGCGGAUCCGUCGAACGUUCAGCUUCUGGCGGCGCCGGCCGCCGCCGUGGCCAAUGGCGUCACGCCCUUCUACCUGGUGAUUGCCAAUGCAUCGACUUCCUCGGAUAGGCUUUGGCAGUCCCAUGUGCAACAGGGAGCCCUGACGUGGAAUCGGGUGAUGUUGCCGUUGUCCAUUCUCAAGCUGGAAAAGUUGUCCUUGGCUCGGUUGUACAGCGGCCCCGACGCCGAGCCCGGGAUAUGGACUCUGGUGCAUGGCUCGAGGGUGCUCUACAUGUCGGAGGACUUCGGGUGCCACACCGACAGCACCAUCAUCUGCCCGAGCAGCACGGGCUACAAUAGCCACUCGAAAGGCUGGGCAUGUGCCCCGGGCCAUGUCGGCUCGCCAUACAUGGCCGACGGGCUUCUGUGUGGCGGGGGGGCGGAUGGCUUUUUCCUGGACCGACCGGCCGAUGAGGCGCCCUUCUCUCGGCCGGGCCACCAAUGCAAGCGCUGUCCCCAGGCGAAUUGCCUAUCCUGCAAUGCGGAGGGGUGUCUCCUGUGUCAUUUCAACUUCCACCCACAGAUCCCCAGCGCCGCAGGUGGUGCCACCACCUGUGUGUCCAGCUGCUCGCCUGGGUUUAGCCUGGUGGCCGGGGUCUGUCGGCCCAGCAGCCCCCCCCUGCCGAACAUCCAUUGGGCCCUGCCGGCUCCCUUCGCCUUUCUUGGACUGGAUCCCGGCGACCGGAUCACGGCCCUGGGGGAGAGCUGGCUGUCGGUGGACACGCACACCGGGCAGCCGGUCAUCCCGGCCGUCGAUGACGUCCGUGGCCCCGGGCCGCGGGUGCUGCUGUUCACGGAGCAGCGCAGGACCUAUAUCAUGGCCGCGAGCGACGUCGGCCAGCCCGGGCAGCCGACCUUUCGGCCGGUUUCCCUGCUGGACCCACAUCCGGCCGCGCCGACGAUUGGCUUUGCCGAGCUCGGCCCCUUUGUGUUCGGUGGAUCGGUCGUGUACAUGGUGGCUUUGUGUGGGGCAUCUGGCGCGUCGCAGAUCGUGUCGCUGAAGUGUUCGGGCCCGGUUGCCCCGUGCGUGCCCUCCAGUCGGGCAUCUCAAAGUGUCCCAGGCGGGGGGUACUCCCAGGCGCGGCGUUUGAGCUCCACAAGCGCCAUCAUGCCCAUCGGCCACGAUGAGAUGACUGUCAUCCGGGUCGAUCCGCCGGCCGAGGAGGCCCGGUUCUUGCUUCUGCCGGCCACCGGGGCCGUCAGCCUGCCGGCCAAAGUGGAGGCCGGUACUCGAGCCCGACCUGACUUCGGGGACUGGCUCGUGUGGACCACCCAGCUGACAAAGGCCACGGCCGUGCCGUUGUCCCUCCUGAACAAUGACCCGCGCAUGAAUGCGCUGGCUGGGCUCUUCAUGUCGAGCUUGCCGAACACCGGCAACUCAUAUAUGCCGGUGACCAUUCCCCGCGGCCGGGGGUCCGGUUUGGUGGAGUUGGUCUUUGUCCAGGUGGCCGGUACUGAGUGGCACAUUAUCCGGUCCCCGGGGGACAUGUUGCCGUCUGGCCGGUCGGUGGAUUUGGCAUCUCAGCGCCAUGCGCUCGGGUCCUUCCCGAGGGACCUGCCUCCCAACAACCAGGGCAUCUUGAAUAUCGUCCUUCAGGGCGUGGAGCUCACGUCCGGCAGCUCCACCUAUCCCAGUGCCUUGCUGCUGAUAACGCGCACCUUUGUCGGGGUGUCGUUGUUGCACUGUCCCGGCGGUGCUACCGGGUCGUGUGUCCUGCUGCCGGCCACCUUCGCGGUCCUUCCGCCGGAGUACAGCCCCCCGCAGGGGACACGAACUUGGCUGCAGGCCGUGGUGAAGCCGGGCGCCGGCCUGGCCAGCCAGGACUCGGGCGCCCUGCCCGCGGGUAUUGUGCUGGACUUGCUGACUUUCAGCAUGGAAACCGGGCCGGUGUCUUUGUCCUUGGCAUUGCUGUGCCCGCCUGGCACGGCAGGCAGCGGGUGUGGUGCCUGCCACGAGACAUGCACCGAGUGCGAUCGUCCGGCCGACUCCGGAGCCUGCUCUGCCUGCCAACCGGGAAUGGCCCUCUUCAACGGGAUGUGUCUCAGCCAGUGCCCGGCCGGGACCUGGACGGAUGUCAACACAUGCCGAGCCUGCCCGGUCCUCUGUGACAGCUGCCAGUCCGGCGACUCGUGCACAGGCUGCGUGGCCCAGCAUUUCCUGGCCCCUGGCGGGCUUUGCACGGCAUGCCAUGGGUCAUGCGCCGAGUGUGAGGACGCCUCCAGCUGCCUGUCCUGCCAGCCGGGGCUGGUAUUCCUCGGGGCCGAUGUGCAGCUGCUGGCCCUGCCGACCGGGGCGUCUCCCACGCGGUGUGUGCCGGCCUGCCCGGCGGGCUACCACACCACGGCGUCGGGGUGCUCGCCGUGUGGGUCCCAUUGUGCCAGCUGCCCGGCCUCGGAGGCGUCCUGUGCUCAGUGCGAGCGCGGGUGGCUGCUGGCCAGCCCGGAGUGUGUGUCCUCCUGCCCGGGCGGCAGUCUGACGCUGGGGAAUGUGUGCAUCACCUGCCAUGGCACCUGCGCCAGCUGCUUUGGCCAUGGGCCGAGCCAAUGCCUGAGCUGCAGACCCGGGGCCCCGUUGCUGGUCGAUGGUGCCUGCCUCGACGCCUGCCCGGUCGGCACCUUCCAGCAGGGCCAGGCAUGCCUGCCGUGCAGCGACGCAUGUGCCUCCUGCGUGGAGCCGGGGCCGAGCGAGUGCAGCACCUGCCCCGGGAACCGGGUCCUCCUGUCUGGGUCUUGCAUUGCCGGCUGUGCGGAUGGCUUCUUCGUCGAAGGGGGCAUUUGUCUCGAGUGCCACGCGGCCUGUGCCAUGUGCGCCGAUGGCAGGACCUGUACAAGAUGCAAGGGGUCGGCCUUGGUCGGUCCCACGGGGGCCUGCGUGUCGACCUGCCCGGUUGGCUGGCGUGCAUGCCCGGACUCGGGCCAAUGCCUGGCAUGCCCGGCCCACUGCGUGGAAUGCAUGUCGGCCGAUGGGGCCUGCACGGGCGUCUGUACGUCGUGCGAGGAGGGCUUUGUCCUGGCCUCCGGCCAAUGCCGGGAGCAGUGUCCGAUCGGGGAGUUCCUGCGGCCGGGGGCCGACACCUGCCAGCCCUGCGACGCUCCCUGCCACACGUGCAUCGGAGUGGCCAACCGCUGCACGAGCUGCGCUUCGGGGCUCCUGCGCCCGGAGGAGGGAACCUGCGUGUCGGCUUGCCCGGCCGCCGAAGCCCCGGUGGAGGGCGCGUGCCUCAAGUGCUUUGCCGGGUGUGACCAGUGCGAGGCCGGUGUCGGCCAGCCCGGCUGUCGGUCGCUUGGCGGUCAUUUGGCCGACUGCCCGGAGAUCAUCUCCUGCAAGGCAUGCAGUCCGGGGCUGCUGCUGCUCGGGGGGAACACCUGCGUCGAUGGCUGCCCGACUGGUCACUAUGCCGAUGUGGAAGGCUGGCCGCAUGGGUGUGUGCCCUGUCACCCGAGCUGCGCCGGCUCCUGUGCCGGGGCCGGUGUUGAUGGUUGCGUGUCGCCCUCCGGGCCGGGGUCCUCGCGCGUCGGCCUGGCUGUCGGCCUUGCAUUGGGGCUGCUCCUGUUGUUGAUCCUCCUCAUCUUGGUGGUGCUGUGUCUCAUCCGCCGGCGCCGCCAGAGGGGCGGUGCCCUGGGCAAGGCCCCUCACGAUGAGGAUGCCACCAUGCUGAACACCAUCGUGGAGCUGGCCCUGCCCGGGGCCAUCCUGGUCGGUGUCGACACGGACUUCCGGCCGCUGGAUGAGCAGCUGGGCACCGGGACCCAGGCAUCGGUCUAUGCGGCGCAGGCGGUGGGCACGGGGAUCAUGGCGCGCCUGGGCUCCUCUAUGAUGUGGAUUCUCCAGGACGAUAUGGUCUUCCUGGGCUAUCAGCAGGCCGACAUGCUGAGCGACAUCCCGGAAGUCCGGUGGGGGACCUUUUUCAGGUUGCCCAGUCAAAAGUUUUCCGUCGGUGCCCCGGGCCAGAUACAAAGCCCGAGUUACAUGCUUCUGCCGGUGGAGGGGGAUCCGCUUCCGGAGUUAGUCUGGCACAAUUCAUCCAUCGUGUCGUUGUUUACCUCGUCUCACCAGUUUUCCCUGCCGGCUCCGGGCAUCGAGCUUCUUGCUGGAUUUGCUCUUGAAGCCGGCAGAGUGGUUCUUCUGGGCCAGACAAAGGCCAUUGACACGUUCCGUCGGCUCUACACAGUCAUUUUGGGACCGACCGGCCAUACUGCCGACGAAUUCCUGCCCGAAAUGAUGUGGACCGACCACCUUGUCACCGUCGGCUGGAUGUGGUCCUUCUACGUGGCCCACCAAAGGGAUAUACUGCAUCUGUUCUAUGAUGGUGGGCUGCGACUUGAAGUGCAUCGUCUCGAGCUGCCUGCCGAUGCUCUGGACCUGGUGGCCACGCGACUUGUUUCUCCGGCGGAAAGCUGUCCAGGCUGGUCGGAUCUGGUUGUCCUGACGGCCGAGGGCACCCUCGAGGUCUUCCUCUGCCUCGGUCCGGAAUCCCCCCGGAGCAUCGUGUCAGAACGGCUGCCAAGCGGCACACAUUUGGCCGGGGCCCGGUUGCUGGCCCCACGGGCAGAUGCUCUGGCCCUUGAUCCAGGGCCCCUGUACCUGAUCGCGCCGCACUCGCUGCAGCAGGCUGACCGUCUGUGGAAGCUCCUCAUCAAAGACCAAAUACUCAGUUGGCAGCGGCUCAUUUUGCCGGAUGCCGGCUUGCGCGAUAUGGGGUCGGGGUUUCCGGAGUUGCUGCGGUUGCGUGUGGUGGCUGAUCAUCCCCCUAUUUGGACCUUGGUCCUGAAUCGGCAUGUGCUAUUUGAGGCCGAGCAUUUCGCUUGCGCCAGCGACGAUACCAUCGAUUGUGGCUCUUCCGCGUCAGGCUCCUCGGCUGACGGCUGGUCAUGCGUCGGUAGCCGUGCUGGGUCCCCCUUUGUCGCCAGUGAGCAGCUGUGUCCCGGGUGUGCGAAUGGGUACUUCCUGGAUCGUCAGAGUGGUGGUGGGACCUCCCCUUCUGGGAGCCAAGCGUGCAUCCCGUGCCACCAGGCCAACUGUGACACCUGUUUCAAGAGCAACUGCCUGGUGUGCGCCCCUGGCUUCCUGCUGGAAGCCCGACCCGACGAUGGCACGACGGUCUGUGUGGCCACCUGCUCGGCGGGCCUCGUCGGGAUGGAGGGAAGCUGUCGGCCGGUGGAUUCCCUGCAGCUCGCUGGCAGGGUGGGUGCAUGGGAGAUGGAUCUGGCUCCCGGGGAAGUGAUCACUGCCCUCGCGAGCACCCGGCUCCUGGUCGACGACUCGUCAGGUCAGUUGAUUUUGCCGGCAGCCGGAUCGGCUUCCGGCCUGCUGGCUUUUAGCACGUCGGCCAAGGCCCUCUUUUGGAUGGCCAAUCAGCCGGGUUUCUCGAUCGCCGCUCCGGCCCGGCGUGUGCUGUCUUUUACGCCGCCACUCAUGCAUGAGAUUGUCCACUUGGCCGAGGUGGGCCCCUUCUCGAUGGGCAGCCAGCGAUCGCACCUGCUGGUCAUGUGCGACAAGAACCAGGAAGUCUUCCUCGGUUGGCUGGUCUGCUCCAUGGCCGAGAGCUGCACGCCGGGGCCGGUUGCCUCGCUGCUGUCGCCGGGGCUGGCGGAUUGCGUGGGGGUUCGGCAAAUCAGCGUCGAUGUCAUUCUGAUCGACCGGGCCGAUGGGCAGCUGACAUUCCUCCAGGCGCAACCGGCCACCCGGACCCAUGUCCUGUGGGCCACAUCCGGAGCGGGUGCUGUGGUCCUGUCUGCUCGGGGCACCAGCCGCGCGGAUCGGGCCCCGGAAGACUGGCUGGUGUGGGGCAGCCUGCAUGGGAAGGUCACUGCCAGCCCGAUUGCCCUUGCCUUGGAGGGCAGUGCGUCCGACUCGCGGCUGGCGGUGCGGGAUGAGGGUUUCCUGGCCGGCAGCUCAUCGAAUGAUGCCGGGCUCAUGCCGGUGUUGCUCCCACGACCGGGCAGCAUCCCGGAAUUGGUCUUCUCCCAGGUGUUUGGCGUGGAUUGGAUAGUCCGGCACACGCCGGGAGACCUGUUGCCGGCUGGGCGAUCCACACAACUGCCCUUUUUCCAGGAACAUCUCGGGACCCUGCCAGAGGAAAUCAGCCCAGCGGCCGCCAUCGGGCCGAGCAUUCUCCUCCAGGGCCUGGCCCUCGAGGGAGGGGAUCCCCACUUUCCGAGCAUCCUACUCAUGCUGACCCGUACUUUCAUCGGGGCAUCUGUGCUGCAUUGCCCUGGCGGCGUAUUCGGCCCGUGUGCUCUGCAGCCGGCAUCCUUCAUUGUGCUGCCUGUCUCGCGGCAGAUCCCGGAAAGUAGUCCCUUUUGGUCGCCGGCCAUUGAGCAACUGCCCGCCGCUCGGUCGGCUGGGGGUUCCAUGCAUUCGGCCAGCACGUCCCAGUUGCCGGAGGUGUUGCUCUUUGCGCCGGACACCGGGGCCAUGGUCCUGUCGCUGAGUGCAAGCUGUCCGGCCGGGCAAUUUGGCAUCCCUUGCCAGAAUUGA